Messenger RNA from Rubroshorea leprosula, 1080 nucleotides. Lineage: Eukaryota; Viridiplantae; Streptophyta; Magnoliopsida; Malvales; Dipterocarpaceae. The record is from the annotation of a GenBank genome assembly.
ACUUUCAUUGUAUUUUCUGCAAAAUUUCUGUAAAAGCUUUACUAUGUGCUUCCUGCACAUGAACUGUUGCAUCAUUUGGGGAUUUCUACAUCAAGUUUUCGAAACCAAAAUCAGAAAUUGAAAAAAUGUCUUCGAAAGAAACAGUAAGUGUUAUAGGAAGUGAGGUAAUGCCUCUAGAGUAUGGUGGGAUGGACUUAGAGAGCAGUCCAUCUAGUUCGGAGAGGACGGUGGAGGAGGUGGGAGGAAGGGAGGGAAUGGGAGGAGGGGAGGUAGUUGGGGUUGGGGGAGAUAGUGUACCCAUCACUGUGGUAGAAGUGGAGGGCAGGAGAGAGAGGUGUUAUGAUGUUGAUGCAGACAUAGUGGAGGAGGAAGCAGCCAGCUGGGGUAGAGGAGAGGGCGUGCUCUGCUCCUCGGGAUCAUUGGAUGCCUGUAUGUGGGGAAGGGGGGAUGCUGAGGUGGAAGUGUUGUCUUCCUGGAAAGUUAAGAGAGCCAACCAGAAUAAGUUUGGUUUGAAUGAGGAUGAGGAGGAAGAGGUGGGAAUGUUGGUGAGGGAGAGUGGGAAUUUAGUAAACAUCAUGUACCUCACCAGCGCAAAAUGCAUAGAAGCUGCUGAGCUCUAUGGGCCAAGCGCUUUAAGUGAAGCUGAAAUGGACAACUUUUUGGGCGUUGUAGGAGGAGUGGCCAUCCCCAAGAAGCCAAGGAAGAAGUCAAAGACUUCAACCAAGCAAGUGGAUGAGGAGGGAGUUGAAAAGGAGGUAGUGCCCAGCACUUCAGCUGGGGUGGAGGAGGAGGUGCCACGGCUGGAGUUGAAGAGGAAGGGUACGAGCUCCUGGCAAGGGAAAGGGCCUUGUUCCCCCGUUGUCCUUUUAGAGCAGCUUGUUCGAGGCGAAGAACAUGACGAGGGCCAGGAGGUUCAUCAAUUUCACCUUUCCCAAAGUGGACAAGCGUUACGUAUGGGACGAGGCUCUGAGAGCGCGAGCUGGGUGAAUAGUCUAGCCCAAGAGUUCAUGGAGAGUGUGAAGGAGCGCUCAUUCUUGCAAAAGCUGAGCCAUUAAGAAGAAGUAAAUUACUUCAGAUGAA